Molecule: messenger RNA, 690 nt
Organism: Durusdinium trenchii
Lineage: Eukaryota; Dinophyceae; Suessiales; Symbiodiniaceae
Source: the annotation of a GenBank genome assembly
AUGAUGGGGAGCAGCUUUGCGUUGCCCUUCUUGGAAGGCAGCAGUGGAGCCUCUGGCCUAGCACGGCCAACUGCUGGACGAGUAGCGAGCGCAGUCGGAUCUGAGCCCAGCCACGCUUCAGCCUCUAGCUUCUCUAGGCCACCCUGGUGCGACUCCAAGGUGGGUGCUCUGGUGUUGGCGACAGCUGCUGCCCAGUGGACUGCACAGCGCCGUCGCGCGCAGAAGGCCCGCUUCAGCGCACCGCCGCUGCGUUCUCGCGUGGUCCGCCAGGCGGAGGCGGCCUUGGUUGGCCAACCAGGUCAGCAAAUCGUCUUCUUCGGUGGGAAGGGCGGUGUAGGCAAAACCUCCUCUUCUUCAUCUUUUGCUGCAGCAUCUGCAGCAGAGGGAAAGAAGGUGUUGAUCAUCUCCACGGAUCCCGCACAUUCACUCGGCGAUGCCUUGGCCGAGCAGUUGAAUGGGAGGCCCAGACAAGUGGCGGACAACCUCUUCGCUAUGGAGGUCGAUCCGGAGGAGGCGCUUGAGGAGCUGAGGGAAAGCCUCAAGGUGGGGAAGGAACACAGAACUGGCUUGAGAGGCUUUCUCAGAUCUCCCCUACUCCUAGUGCAACGAGAAUCCCACAAGAAAAUUCACUUUGACCUGCCACAUUUUUUCACUCAGAUGUUGGAUGCCAAAGCAUUGCCCCAGCCUUAG